This is a messenger RNA of Anopheles coustani, 3538 nucleotides long. RefSeq names its product apoptotic chromatin condensation inducer in the nucleus (gene Acn). The coding region runs from base 180 to 3005 and encodes 941 amino acids. Lineage: Eukaryota; Metazoa; Arthropoda; Insecta; Diptera; Culicidae. The record is from RefSeq and is a predicted model, not a curated record. The transcript is spliced from 6 exons. Gene Ontology annotation, molecular function: nucleic acid binding.
AACGCGGAGUGCUAAUUUUUGGUACUCGUGAAGUUGAUUAAUUUGUUUAGUGCGGCACAAGUGUUGUACUCAAUUUGCUAAAACAUCGUUUCCUCAGCUAUCCCACGGGAAGCAUUAUCUAGAAAAGGUACAGGCUAAGCGAAAUCCGUACAAGUGCGUGCUAAUUUGUUCGAGAAGUUAUGCGUCGCAAACCCAAUGCCGGUGUGAGUACACCGGAAAAAGCGACUCCCCGCCGCUCUACCCGGGGCCGCGGGCGCAGAUCACCGUCCAAAAGUCCAGAACCUGAGCCGGAUACGGACGAGCGUGAGUACGAUGCGGCACAGGACGAGGAAAAAAAUAGCAGUUCCGAGGAGGAGAGCACGAGCCGGAAGGGAACCGGCAAAACACGCGGAGUGCGAGGAAGAAGUACCUCCUCACGCCGGAAGACUGAUGACAGGCCGCCUUCGCGAGCACGUCGCAACAGUCGCCGGGAGAAAGAAACGCAAGAGGAACAAGAGGCAACAACUGAAGAAAAUGGUGCCGAAAGUCAAGAAUUGAAGCAGAAAAGCGAUGAGCAAGUAGAUGCGGUACCUCCUUCAAAGGAUUCCGAGGAAGUGAUGGAAGUCAUACCGGAAGAACCCACGGAUGAAACGGAACCUUCUGCAGAAGCUGGCGAGGACACGGAUGCGGUUGAGAGCAUGAAAGAUUGCCAAGAUGAAAACGAUGGCAGCAAGGAAGAUAAAGAUAUUGUACAUGACGACCAUCAAGAGACAGCGGAAAGCAAAGAAGAUUCAUCUGCUGGCGCUGUAUCGAGGGAAUUGCAGUCGGAAACAAAGGCAUCAGUGGACAUCGAAGAAAAGGUAAGUCAAAACAAUGGUGAUGAGGAAAAUAUGAAGAAGCAGGAGGACAGUGACACGCAGGAGAAAGAACAUUCCCGCGCCGAUGUUGAAGAAGUGCAAGAUGAUAGCAAAGCGGUCGUUAACAAUCGUUCUCGAACAAGGGAAGAAAGCGAUUCCAUCGAAAGUGGUCAGGAAGAGGGUGAAAUUGUUGGACAAACCGGAGACCGCGCCGCGGACAAGGAUGAGUCCAUAUCGGAUGGUAACGGAGCAGAAGAGUCAAAGCCUGCUGACGCUACGGAUGCAGCUAUGGUUACUACCGAGGAAAAUGCAAGCCAGGUUGUAACCGCCGACAAAGGACCAAAGCAGCAGCAGGAGCAGAAGGAUGAUAGCGUGGAUGGUCAGAAAACGAAAGUUUCCGAACAACCUCAGCCUCCUAGACGUAGACCACGCUUUUCCUCGCGUCCGGAUAAAGAUUUAUCACCGGUGAGGCCACCUACUGAGAAUGCUGCUGUGCAGAAUGACGAAGAACUAGAAGCCGGGGAAAUCAAAGACACAGACCAGGGCAGCUCAGAUGCGAAAGCGAACAGCGCAAAGGAGGCUGAGGAAAACAGCUCGGUGAAAGAACCUCCCCGCAUUAGACCAUUGCAACGCAAACGGCGAUGGCUUUCGUCGAAAAACGCUGAGUCGAAACCGGCGGUCAUCACUAUUUCGACUGAUUCGUUGAAAAAUAUCAUUUCCGAUGUUAAACCAGUCCCGCUGGCGGACGUGAAGCUGGAUUCAGCCUCCGAAGCAGAAGGUCCGGACGGUUCCGUCAGCACCGAGGAGGACGAUAAAGAGCGAGCAAAAUCAAAGCGCAAUCAAAGGGGGUCGAUCGAUUCGACCACGCAGCAGUCACAAACGGCGGCUACACGUCGGCGCGUUUCCAAAUCGGCCGAAAAGGAAAACAUUCAGCUGGACGCACCGGAAGGGGAGGAAACGGCUAACGGGGAUAAUGUUGUGCCGAAGCAAAAACCCGUCAUGGAAAAAAUUACCAUCACCCGAAAAAUAAGCAUCGUCAGUGAUGAUGGUAGUGCAGCUGGGGCGACGCCAGCGGUAACUUCUGUGCGUCCCCCUAGUCCGGCAAAACAUCAUACUAGCAAUAUCCUGUACAUCACGAACUUGGUGCGACCAUUUACGGUUCUUCAGCUGAAGGGGCUGCUGGCACGUACCGGAAAAAUCGUAGAGAAUGGGUUUUGGAUUGAUAAAAUCAAAUCGAAAUGUUACGUGAAGUACGAAACGGAAGAUGAGGCAACGGAAACGCGUCACGCUCUGCAUGGCAUCCGAUGGCCAGUCUCGAAUCCGAAGUGUCUGGUAGUGGAUUUUGGUGGUGAGGAAGCGAUGGAAAAGGCUAUUCUCUCCACACUCGAAGAUGGCGCCGUCCGUGCGACGAUGGAGGGUGCGAAGGAGGGUAAAGAGUUUGGAUGGUCCCGUGAUGCACCCAAGAAGGAUGAGGAUACACCAAGACCAGUUCGGGAAUGGGAUCUCGGCAAGAAAGAUACACUCGAUCAGCAGGAACGCGACCGGAACGGACGGGCGCUGGGGCGUGAUCGCGAGCGUGAAACCCAGGGCGAAAAGGAUAAGAGUGGCGGCGAUCGAACUGGACGUGAUCGGGAGCGUGGGCGAAUAGAAGAUGGAGGACCUCGCGAUUCCAGGGGUAACCGAAUGGACGCGAAUGCAGGCGGUGACCGUAGUUCGGAGCGAAAGCGGUCAACUGAUCGCGAGUAUGGACGAGAUAGACGGCGCAGUACUAGCAUUGAUAUGUCACCAGCGCGAAAGUUUAAGAAGCAAGAUAAAGAACCACCAAUUCGACUGCUCGAUGAUUUGUUCCGAAAGACAAAGGCUACGCCAUGUAUUUACUGGUUACCGCUCACAACCGAACAGAUUGCCGUUAAGGAAGAGCAACGUCGCAAAAACAUGGCUGAGCAUCAGCGCCGUCUGGACGAGCAGCGGAAACUGCAGGAGGAAGAGCGCGAGCGUGAGCGCAAGCGCGAACGGGAACGCCGCGAACGGGAGCGCGAACGGGAUCGCGACCGGGACCGUGAGCGCGAGCGUGAUCGCGAGCGGGAUCGUGAGCGUGAUCGGGACCGUCGUCGGUCGCGUUCCCGCGACCGCAGCCGUGACGAUGGUGGACGUCGCCGGCACAGAUAAGAAAACAAACCAUUCACCCCAUUUUUACAAACUACAAUUUCCUUACGCGUGUUUUAUGCAUAACCACAAGAACGGGCGGACGGGUGGGCAGAUGGCGGCGCUGAUGCAUUAUGAACGUACUGAUUCUCGGCACAUUUGGAUGAAAACAUGUUUCAGUCUGCUUCUUCCAGAGCAGGAUGCUACAGACAAACCCGUACCAACACAGCGUAGAAACCCAUCGAAAAUAUCGUUUCGAAAAACGCAAGUAAAAAGAUGCUGUUUUAGUCCAAAUUCGAAGCUUACGUGACAUACAGCGAGGUAUGACAGUACUACAUGUCCUUUGACCAUAUUGAUGAAGUAUUAGAGAUAUCCGUUUGUAACUCGUUCUGUAAAUUGUCUACAUUUUCGUAAUGUAGAUUCACUUGGUUUAGUCGAAUUAACUUCGAUUGACCGAAACCUGACGCAAUAUGUACGCUGUUACUUUCUUUCAUUGUGUGUUUCCUCUAAACCUAGUGAAUAAACAUUUUUCAUAGGCUUAGUAUUAGCUUCGGGAA